CAGAGAGGGGUAGGAUCAGGAUUUUGGGUUUGGGUGACGCGUUUUAAUCACGUGCCCUUAUUUGAGAGCGCCUGGCGUACAUUUCUUUCCCUUCUCUCCACUCCAGCAGCGCCCAUGUCAACCGGGCACACCAUCAGCGUGCCACAAAGCGCUAGAUGCUCCUGAUCGCCGUGACCCGACAGGUUCACGUUAGUUCACAGGGUUCAUCUGAGGAGAGGUCUCGGCCCCUCCUGUUCCCCGGAGACCUGGAGCGGAGCAAACCCUAAAUGUUAUUCAUUUCUGUAUCAAUAACGGAUUUCCAUUCGCAGUCACCGACCCGACGAAAAGGUUCAGAGGGGGUUGUAACUGCACUCCCUUUUGCAAUGGGAAGUCCUGAUAGCUGAAAAUUUCAUUAAUAGCUGGUUCAUCACGGCUGGCUGAUGACACCUCAGCUCCAUAAAAUUCCAGUAUUUGUUUCCGACUCAUCACUCUGCACAAUCCUACGACAUGGCCAGCAAAAGGAAAUCUACGGUUCCAUGUAUGAUUCCAUCAAAAAGCAAGCACAUGCGAGAGGACAUCAUACUGGGGUGCUUACCUGAGCUCCUACCCACAAUACCUGAAGAUAGCAUUCUCAGUAUCUCAAAAGGCGAGGAUACGCAAAGAUUCCACAAUGUCUCGAAAACCAAGGCGAAGGCUUCGUGCUGGGAAAGGGGAACAUACGGCUGCCCUCUGUGCUGCUUCAAUUCCGGAGACUUGAAUCUGUUUCUCAAUCAUAUGGACAACUGUCACGUGGACUUUCAUGCUCAACCAAACUUCUACUGCGUGUCAUGCAAAGUCACAGCAGUGAAGUUUGAAGGUCUUGCUUUACAUAACGCAAAAUCACAUCCUGAACUCCAUACGGCGCACAGGAAAAUAUCACUUCAGGUCACCAAAAGAGAUGGGGCGAUUACAGUUGAGCAAACCUUGUUUACAGAAGAGGAUUUCAAUGAAUCCGGCAUAUCCAUUACCAAGACACCCAUAAUGAAAAUGACCAAAGGGACACACAAAAAAAUAGUUGUCUCCCACACCGUUGAGGUACAAAGAGCUGAACCUAAAAACAACAAGCCUGCAACUGUAACCAACGGCACCCUACCCCUAUCGAUAUCACCACAACAAAUCAUCAGUGGCGCUGGUGCUCUCCAAAUGCAUAAAAUCCCAAACAUGUUCGGUACACCAGGGAUGCAUACCCGUGUCCCUCUGUGGAACUCUAAUCCUUCAUCACCUGAUUCAAACGGUGAUCUCCCAAAAGUCAUGAUUCCUCUAAGUAGUAUCCCCACAUAUGAUCCCGCUAUGGACUUGAGUUGUUUCCUUAAAGCAUCCUUUGGUAAGUUUCCUUACCCUACCAAAGCAGAGCUCUGCUACUUGACAGUCGUAUCUGGCUUUCCAGAAGAACAGAUCAAGCUUUGGUUCACAGCCCAAAGGCUGAAGCAAGGGAUCAGCUGGUCUCCCGAAGAAAUCGAAGACACACGUAGAAAGAUGUUCAACACUGUAUUCCAAGCUGCACCGAAAACGUCACAAAAUCAGUCGCAUCAUCAUAUUUCCCAACACUGUGUUUCUGUCCACCCUGCAUCUUCAAGCUAUAUACAACAGAUACCAAAGGGAAGCGUUAUGGGUUGGAAAGGAGGGGUCAUAGUCAGUCAGCCUAGCGUGACCCAGGCCACAUCCCUUCAGCAGCAGCCAGUGGUCCAGGCGCCACAUGUAAAUAUCCAUCAUGCUGUCAUCCCUAAGGAAACUGGAAAUGAAUUAGCUGAGAACUUUGCAAACAGAGUAGGUAGCAUUACCGAUCAUGGACACACUGGAAAAAGUGAGACUGGCUGCAGUACAUCUAGCAAGACUAACGUUAGCUGCUUGCCGGUGGUCACUAAGAGCCAAAGCAGCGGUUACAAUGAGGGCAGCAUUAUGAAUCUGACUAACAUUGUCAGAAAAAUUGACUGUCACAUAAAUGACAGAAGCGCAAACUGCACCAGCAAAUCUAAUAUCAGUUCAGCUUCCAUUUAUAGGCAACAAAAAGCAUCCAGUAACACUAAAGAAAGCAGCCAGAGCAGCUUUGCCACCACCAGCAAACAUAACAAUGGAAGCACUUAUAAAAGCACCAGCCACAGUACUAUUUGCACUAAAAGGGAUGGAAACAUGUCAGACAACACCAGCAAAAAAAGCAACACUGACACUAGUGUUAUUUGUAGCAGCAACAUACAAACUGAAGAGUUUAUAUCACCCCUUACCCAUAGCCUGAUUUCCCAGUCUGGAAGUCUCAACGAUCCAUCCCUUAGAAAAGGCAAGUUAUUGCCCGAGCUCCCGGGGACUCUGAAGCAAAGCUUUAUCCAUAACCCAUUCCCAGAACAAAAGCAGGUUCAAGGUCUGCCUGGAAAGGAGGUCCACAAUCAAGCGUUCGUUGUACGUACUUUUACAGACGGCCAAUCUGCUUUAGGAGCACCGUUUAGUAAAAACUCCCUCCAUUCUAACCCUACAACAAGUUUGUGCAUUCAAGAGGAACCGAAUCAACACUCCUCUCCAUCCCUUUCUGCUCCCCAAGAGCAAACUUCUCCAAAAACCCUUCUGGGAACCCCUCAGGUUCAGUCCCCAGACUUUACUGCCACCCCUUUCAAGGAUCCCAAGCACUUACCUGCCUUAGACAAAGACUCCAAGCUAUCCAAUUUUGAUGCAGAACGAUUGCACUCUAACAGAAACGUAACGCAAAAAGGUGAAGGAAUGACGUUCGAACAGCAGACAACGUUUUAUAAGGCUGACAAAAACGCACUACAUACCUUUACGAACGAGAACACUAACGAGACCGCUACCAAACAAGGAAUGUCGCUGUUACGACAAUACGUACAAGACGUGGACCAAUGGGAUCGCAGCAGCUCAUAUCCUGAAGAGUCAAACAUGAGCCCGAUGAAGAUAAAUGUUAUAGCAUUGAACAAAGAAGAAAGGUUGUACAAGACCAACAGCAUGCAGCUGAUGAGCAAACUGUCGGAGAGCUGGGUCAACAACGGUGGUCCUAGCCAUAACAAUCAAUCUUCAGAAUGGCAGGAAAGCUUUCACCGUGUACCAGCUAAGGAACAAGCUGCUGACGAGUGUAUAUCUGAUAACACCGGACCGCGUCAACCGGACAACAAGGCUAACUUUCUGGAGUUCGAAAGUGAGCGAGUCAAAUGUGAGCGGAAAAGUAUUUUUCAGAGUCUGGACGCUGAAGCUCCGGUGCUGCCAAUAAAUAAAAAGUCAAAGGAAACUAUGGAGGCAUUAGACAAAUCAACAGUCGGAGAACAAGAUUACUGGGAGAUCAAGCGCGAGGAGCAUCAACAACCAAUGGCCAACCAGACUUUAAGGGGGCAUCAAGCUCAAGACAGUCAGUCGAGAGACUGUCUGAGAGGAGAGCUUCUGAAAGUUUAAGGAUUUCACUCCUCGAGAGGAAGAGGCCGAGGAUCCCGUAUUCAUCCAGAACAUUACAUUUCUUGUUUUCUUUAACUAUGACAGCGGAUGAGAUUGUAACGUUUGCGACGGUCAAUGGACUUGAGUUUUGGCAAAAAAGCCAAUCCGGAGAGUAGCCGCUUUAAAUGUAGGUCUGAUUUGAUUUACGGACAUAUAAAUUCUGUGUAGGAAACUAUGUUGUGUAUGCUUGAAACUGCACUAUUGAGGGUGUACUGGACGUUAGGAAUGUCAGUUAGAUAUCGUGAUACUUAUUCAUAUUUCAAAUAAUCAGCACUUCUGCAAUGCCUUGGGUUUUACCAUAUUCGUUGGGGCGUCCCAACCAACUUUUCUUUCUUUAUGUCCAGUUCUCUACGGCUUAUUUUUCCACACAACAUCGAGCAGUUAGCGACAAAUCGUGCACUAUUACUCGCUUUAGUGGUGUCUGUCUGCACACAGAACAAAUCGGCCAGACAUUGCCUUAAAACAUCACCUUCCUAUUUCUAUGACUGGCUGCACAAACAAGCUUAUGUGUUAAUGUGUGUAUAAAAUGGGGGUGUAGAAUCCCAAAAGAACUGCUGCUAUAUCUUUGGAGGUGUUUUUAUAAGCAUUAACAAGACUAUAUGUGAAAAGCUUAAAAAAGAAACGAAAUGUUAAUUUAUGGUGGAGAAAGUUUAAAACUGUGUGCUUACAAUUCGAGGGAUUUACAGUUCUCAUAAACAGAUGGAAAACAUGCUCUGCCAACUGGAUAUUCCCUGUGUUUAUAGAUGAAGUCGGGCUACAUAUAUAAAUAUAUAUACAGUAUAUAUAUAUAUACACAUACGUUAUGCAUCAUUUAUAUGCUGCUAAGUUCAGACCAUCCAAAGUGAAUAACAGGUGCUUUUCAUCCCUUAUUAUUUGCAUUUGUAUUCAACGUGGUUUCUCUUUUAAAGAUAAUAUCUGGACUUACAGUAUUACCUUCCCUUCAAGUCCCAUUGUGCAGGUCUGUCUAAAGAACACAGUGCACUGGAGUGUUAUCCUUUCUACACAUUAAAAAUCUUUUGGUAAUAAAUGUCAAACUCCAAGUAGUCA
Messenger RNA from Misgurnus anguillicaudatus (oriental weatherfish), 4494 nucleotides. It is a transcript of the gene zhx3a, whose product is annotated as zinc fingers and homeoboxes 3a. Gene Ontology annotation, molecular function: DNA-binding transcription factor activity, RNA polymerase II-specific; DNA binding. Gene Ontology annotation, biological process: regulation of transcription by RNA polymerase II. Gene Ontology annotation, cellular component: nucleus. NCBI's taxonomy places the organism in Eukaryota, Metazoa, Chordata, Actinopteri, Cypriniformes, Cobitidae. The record is from RefSeq and is a predicted model, not a curated record.